GAGUCAGCGCCACUCUAAGCCAACUCGGAUAAGCCUAACCCGAGUUGACCCAAAUACCCAAACCCGAUGGUCCACAUGGCCCACACGGCCUUGCUUUUCUCUAUAAAAUCCCCAAAGCCUCGUUUUUCCCACUCCUUGUUUCUCUCACCUCAUUAACUGUCCACCGCAACGAAUCAUCAUGCUCUCUGCUUCAACCUCCUCCACCGUCAACAUCCCAACCGCUCCUUCUUCAUUAUUCACCGCUCCUUAUCAUACACCGUCGUCUCGAGUCAGAUUCCGCCCUAUACACGCCUUUGCCACCACCGCUUCCUAUACUGCAACGGAGAACGAAACGACGUCGUCGUAUCUCAGCACUAGCGGUGGAUUGGCUUCGUGCUCGUCGCUCUACGAGAUCCUUGGAAUUCCAACCGGCGCUUCUUGUCAGGAGAUCAAAGCGGCGUACAGGAGACUGGCCAGGAUCUGCCACCCCGAUGUGGCGACUUUGGACCGGAAGGACUCGUCGGCCAACGAGUUCAUGAAGAUUCACGCCGCCUACUCCACCUUAUCGGAUCCCGCCAAACGGGCUGAUUACGAUCGGAAGAUUUUACGGCGGUACCGGCCGUUGACCACGGCGUCCGGAUUCUCUGGCUACGCCGGCCGGAACUGGGAGACGGAUCAGUGCUGGUAGCGAGUUCCACUCGCCCGGUUCAGUUUCGGAGGCAAACUGUUAAAUUGACCGAGAUUUAAUAAUACAGGGAAGGAGGCAGUGACAAUUUUGUACAUAUUAGAGGCUUAAACGCUCUCAAUCAAGGUUUCAUCAAAAGUCUAUGCAGGUGCAAUCAGAGCCGUCAAAUAUUAGGGAAAUCGGCCGUAGGACACUCUAAGCAACCAAUUCGGUGCCAAGUCAAAAGGCUUCAAGAACCUUGUGAAGAUAGUUAUGUAAUAUACAAAUUACAGAGGGAAAUCUUUUUUUUAUUUCCUUUUUUUUUUUUUUUUAAGUUAUGUAACUCGGUUUCUGAAUGCACUAAAGAAUUACAUAGUGGAUUAUAUGUGGAAACCCAAAAACAAAAAAAGAAAAAGAAAGCAAUAUAUAUAUAUAUUAGUUGAAGUUGUGCUA
Molecule: messenger RNA, 1096 nt
Organism: Ziziphus jujuba (common jujube)
Lineage: Eukaryota; Viridiplantae; Streptophyta; Magnoliopsida; Rosales; Rhamnaceae
Product: chaperone protein dnaJ 11, chloroplastic
Exons: 1
Coding region: 179-667 (162 amino acids)
Source: RefSeq, a predicted model, not a curated record